AUGGCUUCCUAUCCAAUUUUGGAUGUGAAGAUCUGUUUCAUACUGUAUGCAUUCUUAGUUUUAAAAUCACUCUUACUGGAUUUCCUCCCACCUAUGUGCCUCUGCUAUUGCGUAUCCACAGGAAGGCAAUCUCGAUUCUUCUAUAGAGUAUCUGUUAAAUGUGGAAAAGCAAGCAAGGCUUGCUGGUGACGUCACUGCAACAAGGAAUGCAGUUACCUCAAUAAUUCAGCUUUGCUAUGAAGCUCGAGCCUGGAAGACUCUGAAUGACCAGAUUAUUUUGCUUUCCAAGAGAAGGGGGCAACUUAAGCAGGUAACUCAAGGAUCAGUUUUUCUUUUUUCAUGAAUGCAUUAGAAAGAAAAAAAACAUGCAUGAGCAUGGGUUUUUCGAAAAACUUUCGUUCUGCCAUGAGCACACUACAGAUGAACAUCCUUCUGUUUAUGAAAGCGUGAAAAGAUGCAUACUAUAUGGAAGCACAUAUCCGUCACUAAAUUACAUUAAAAAAUUUGUACUGAAUAUACUCGCACUUGUACUGCAUACAUUGGUUCUCCCGUUCCAUGUUAGGUUAGGUAGCUUUUUUUGCAUAAAUUAAAUCCUCUUGGUUACCUGCCAUUUUUCGUUUAAUUAACGAAGACUGCACUAUGAGACUGAUAUGUUUCCCAACAGUUACCCUUUUUUUGUUAUGUAGGUCAACAUGGGUAUGAAAUCUUUUAUGAGCAUUGGAUAUGUUUUUAGUUUUACAUGCUAUUAUAUUUUUUUAUAGGGUUUUUUUUUUCAAUCAGCUAUCGAUACGUUUUAAUGCUUUUUCCGAAACUUGACUGGUGGACUCUGAAGAGCAGUUUAAUACAGAUGAGCCAACUUGAAUUGAAAUUUAUAUAAACAUGGUGAGCUGGACGGUUAGUAUGGAUCUAGGGAGUCAGCAAUAUCCUCAUUAAAUAUGACUCGAGCAAAGGUCAGUAGAGUAUUUAUCUCAGCAUGAUGGAAAGCCCCUCAUAAAUGUGCUUGGUAAGCAAAUGAAAAAGUUGUUGGGGAAAAGUUUGGGAGGAAUCUUUGUUUUGUGAACAUUUAUUGAUCAUCGUUACUUUGCUAAAGCAUUCCCCAAAUCCCACGGCGUUUGACUAGCACUUUUUCCCCCGUAUUUUAUUGGCAAACAGGCUGUGACAGCAAUGGUACAACAAGCAAUGCAAUAUAUUGAUGAGACUCCUGAUAUUGAAACACGCAUUGAGUUGAUUAAAACGCUGAACAGUGUCUCAGCGGGGAAGGUUAGUACGCUGGUGAUGGUAUUAAAUCCUUAUCACCGUGGCAUAGCCAUUUGUUGGGCAUCAGUCAUCAUUUUUUUCAAAUCUUCUCCUUUUUCUGCAGAUCUAUGUUGAGAUAGAGAGAGCGCGCCUCAUUAAAAGACUUGCUAAGAUCAAAGAAGAACAGGGACUUAUUGCUGAAGCUGCCGACCUAAUGCAAGAAAUUGCCGUAAGAAUAUGUUCCCGGCAUGGUUGACAGUAUUUUAUAGUUGCGAUUUUUCGUUCAACUUCAAAAAUGUCUAUAAUGAUUUAUAGACUACGAGUGCUUUAAUGAUACUUUGUUUUUUUGUAUUUUUGACUACCACAGGUGGAAACAUUUGGAGCCAUGGCAAAAACGGAGAAGAUAGCGUUCAUCCUUGAACAAGUAGGGUUGUAUAUUUAUUUCGCACGAUUUUUUUCGUAGUUGUCUGAUGAUAUAAUGUGUACCCUAAAUGCAGCAUUCACGAAUGAAUUUUUCCAGGUUCGUUUAUGUUUAGAUCGUCAGGACUACGUUAGAGCGCAAAUUCUUUCCAGGAAGAUCAGCCCUCGAGUCUUUGAUGCAGAUGUUUCAAAAGCGAAAAAGCCCAAGGAAGGAGAUAAUAUUGUGGAGGAGGCCCCCCCUGAUGUACCUACACUUCUAGAAUUGAAGCGCAUUUACUAUGAACUGAUGAUUAGGUAAGCCAUUUUCCAUUACUGUUUUAAUGUGUCCGUUGAGCUUAUGAAAUGAAGAUUUGUCAAAUCCAUCCGGUGUUUGUGGAUGGUUUCAUUUUCUCCAGUAUCCACAUCUACAAACAUGUACAUUUUUUUGUACAUGUAUCGAUUGUGAACAUUUGUUUUGCAAAGAAUGAAUUGGAUGGCUGUACAUCUGGAUUGUAUCUGGAAGCGUUAUUAUGAACCAUACAUGAGAUUGUUUGAUUUUUAAACUCUAUCGUGUUAAACAUUAUACUGGACAACUUUCUUUGCCAACAUUGCCAACGCUUCUACCAGAAACACGGAUAAUGAAAUGGUAAUGUAGGUGGAUAAUAUUUAUUCGACUUAUCCUUUUUUAAGGUGGUGACGCUGUUACUUAGAGAAAUGGAGCAUUAUACUCUCAUCAGUUGGCAUCGGUCACUAUAGCUGCUGUCCUGUUGGCCCUGGUGCGAGGGAGAAGCCAGCCGGGUGAAGAGAAUAUUGAAACAUUGAGAUUUCAUACCCUUAUAUAACGGAACUGCGCCUGUGGAGGAAUAGCCAUCUGCUACGUGGGAGCUAAUCCCUCACAAAAGAUUCCCCUUGUUCAAAAGGAAAUCAGUGAUCUUGAUAGCUUUGGUCUAGGAAAUAUGAUGAUGCUGUUAAAUGUUUAAGAUGUGGUGGGAUAUGCCACAAAAGGAGAUGACGCAGUGCUUGUAAGAAGGUGGAAUUAAAUGUAAUCUAGGAACACUUCCCAUUAUGCAGAUUCUUGAAGCUAGGAGAAAUUUGGAAUCUUGCUAUAAAUAGCAUGGGUAUAUCACGUCAAGAAGAAAUUUGAUUUACUUGUCUCCAUUAUUCCCCGCAUGAAUCAGCAUAAAGUUUUCCAUCAUUUUGGUGAAAGAUAUGUGCGAACGUAAUAUCUUAAUCACGGGGAUAUGACUUGUUGGAAUCGAUUGUGAUGCCACUACCAAGAUUCUCAGAAUUUCAAAGAACAUUUAUGUUUUAACUGCUCUUUUGAUUAAGUCUGCUUCUACUCUUGGAUUCCGAGUUUUAUUGGAAUUUUCUGUUUUUCUCUUGGGCUGAGAAUUCCUGAAUUUUAUGUUUUUUUCGUACUUUUCUUCUUUUUGUAAUAAUCCGAGUUUUUUUGAACAACAGCUAGACCUUCCUUUUUCUUUAUUUUAAAUUGAGAAAAGUGUUUUUUUUUUCAGUUGAAAAUUGUUGAUUGAAAAGGUUUAGCGAUUUGCUACCCAAAAAUUGGACGCGGUAGAGAUGAGAAACGCAUUAAUUAUUUUUUCAUCCUCCACGCAUUAUCUUUUAGUUUUGUCAAAUAAUAUAAGGGCAAGAUGGUUGAAUUCUUUCUUGUAUAAUAUCUGGAAACAUUGAUGUAUAAUAUCUGAUUAGAUUUUUGUUUUCAUGAUGUAGAUAUUACUCGCAUAGCAAUGAUUACCUCGAGAUCUGCCGCUGUUACAAAGCCAUCUAUGACAUCCCUUCUGUGAAAGAGAACCCAGCACUCUGGAUUCCGGUAACUCAUCAUGCUGUAUACCGUACUUCUUUGAAACUUACUGAAUAUCGUGUGACCCGAAUUGGAAAUUUUAGGUUUUGAGGAAAAUUUGCUGGUAUCUAGCACUGUCACCCCAUGGUCCAAUGCAGUCCAGCCUUCUUAACUCCACCUUGGAAGAUAAGAACUUAUCUGAAAUCCCAAAUUUUAGGUACAUUUCUUAACUCUUUAAGGUUCUCAAAAUUGGAAUUUUUCUAACUUCCCAUAUUGUGUCUGCUGUUGGAUGCGCUUUUUUUUUUUUUCCUUUUUUUAGGUUGCUCUUAAAGCAACUCGUUACAAUGGAGGUAGUACAGUGGACGAGACUUUGGGAGACGUAUAAGGACGAGUUUGAGAAUGAGAAGAACAUUCUUGGAGGCUCUCUUGGUGAGAAAGCGGCAGAAGAUCUUAAAGAGAGAAUAAUUGAACAUGUGAGAUUUUCUCAGGUUGAUUUUACUUGUUAUCCCGUUUAUCUUUGUCAUUUAUUUACCAUCUUGUUGUUUUUUUUUUCCCAGAAUAUCUUGGUUGUGGCAAAAUACUAUUCCAACAUCACCUUGAAGAGGCUCGCGGAUCUCUUGUGCCUCAGUUUACAGGUUUUCUUCUUUGUCAGAGACCCUCCUGUUCCUCUUGGUUUCUCUCUCUCUCUCUCUCACUCUCUCUCUCUCGCUCUCUCUCUCUUUUUUACCUGUUAUGCUGAAAAGAAGAAGAAAACGAAAAACUUCUCUUCGUUUUUUUUCCCCCAAGCGGCGAAGUAGUCUUUUCGUUUCUUCUUUCCCCCAGUUUUUUUUUUUGUUUUUUUGGCGCGCCUCUGGACAUGUCAACUCCAAGUUGUGCUCUGCUUCAACAGGAAACGGAGAACCAUAUGUCGGAGAUGGUGGUGUCCAAGGCCUUGGUCUGCAAGAUCGACCGGACGCUGGGGGUCGUAUGCUUUCAGGCGACGAAGAACAGCAACGACGUUCUCAACUCAUGGGCGAUGAACUUGGAGAAGCUGCUCGAUCUUGUGGAGAAGAGCUGCCACCAAAUCCACAAGGAGACCAUGGUUCACAAAGCUGCCGGCAAGCUCACCACUUGA
This is a messenger RNA of Spirodela intermedia, 4547 nucleotides long. The record is from the annotation of a GenBank genome assembly. Lineage: Eukaryota; Viridiplantae; Streptophyta; Magnoliopsida; Alismatales; Araceae.